Molecule: messenger RNA, 1758 nt
Organism: Tetrahymena thermophila SB210
Lineage: Eukaryota; Ciliophora; Oligohymenophorea; Hymenostomatida; Tetrahymenidae
Product: asparagine synthetase
Exons: 3
Cellular component (GO): cytosol
Molecular function (GO): asparagine synthase (glutamine-hydrolyzing) activity
Source: RefSeq, a predicted model, not a curated record
AUGUGCGGUAUCCUCGGUAUAUUCAACAUUGUUGGUAGAUAUGAACACGUUAGAAAGCUUGCCACUACCCUUUCUCGUAGACUUAGACACAGAGGUCCUGAUGCCUGUGGUGUCUACAUCUAUGAAGUAGAACCUGGUGUUUGGAACAUUAUUUGCCACGAACGUCUCUCCAUUUGUGACUUGAGUGACAAUGGUAAAUAGCCCUUCUUAUUACAAAAGUAAGACUUAAAGCCUGUUGCUUUUGCUGCCAAUGGUGAAAUUUAUAACUAUCAAGAAAUCAGAAAGAAAUACGAAAACAAGUACCCUCUCCAAGGAACCAGUGAUUGUGAAAUUAUUGGUGCUCUUUACUCUGAAUUCGGUGGUAAAGAAAUGUGGAACCAUCUUGAAGGUAUGUUUGGUGUUAUCAUCUACGAUCCUAACACUAACGAAUUCUUUGCCUCAAGAGACCACGUUGGUGUUAUUCCUCUUUACUGGGGUGUUGGUAAACACGGUGAAGUCUACGUUACUUCUGAAUUGAAGGCUAUUGAUGACUAAUGCGUAGAAUUAUCCAUUUUAUUACCAGGUCAUUACUUAGAUAAGAACAAAACUCCUACAUAAUGGUACUAACCUUUAUGGCACGAUGAAGAAUAUUUCCCUAACAAUUAAAUCGACUACAAGGAGUUGAGAGAAUAAUUAACUUAGGCUGUUUAUGAAUAAUUAUAAGGUGAUGCUCCUUUUGGUUUAUUCAUUUCUGGAGGUGUUGAUAGCAGUAUAGUUGCAGCCAUCACUGUCCGUUUAGUCUAAGAAGGCAAGAUCGAUAUCAAGAAGAGAGGUAUGGAUAAAGUCCACAGUUUCUGCAUUGGUUUAAAGGGAUCACCUGAUAUUGAAUCUUCUCAAAAAGUUGCUGAAUACUUAGGAACUGAACAUCAUGCCUUCAUCUACACUCCUGAAGAAGGUAUUGAUGCUAUUCCUGAUGUUAUCUAUCACACUGAAACCUACAACAAUACAACUAUCCGUGCCUCCACUCCUAUGUACAUCCUCGCUAGAAAGAUUAAAGCUUUGGGUAUUAAGUAUUGCUUGACUGGUGAAGGUGCUGAUGAACUUUUUGGUGGUUACUUAUAUUUCCACAAAGCCCCAAACGCUGAAGAAUUCCACAGAGAAUGUGUCAGAAAAGUUAAGGAUCUCUACAAAUACGAUUUACUCCGUGCAAACAAAUCUACUAUGGCUUGGGGUUUGGAGGUUCGUCCUCCUUUCCUCCACAAAUCCUUUGUUGAAUAUGCUAUGUCAAUCGAUCCCAACGAUAAAAUGCCUCGUAACUUCCCUAAAAACAUUGAAAAGUACAUUCUUAGAGCUGCUUUCGAUGAUAAGAGCAAGCCCUACUUACCCUCUGAAAUUUUAUGGAGACAAAAAGAACAAUUCUCAGAUGGUGUUGGUUAUCUUUGGAGAGAUUCUAUUACCGCUUAUUGCGAAACUGUCAUCUCUGAUAAAGACUUCAGUGACAGAGAAAUCAUUUAUGAAAUAAAUACUCCUCGUAAUAAAGAAUAGUUCUGGUAUAGAUAAUGCUUUGAACAUCAUUUCCCUUCUAAGGAAGCUGCCUUAACUGUCCCAUAUGCUUUGAGUAUUGCUUGCUCAACUGAAAAGGCUCUUGAAUGGUGUGAAUCAUUCAAGAAGAACACUGACGAAUCAGGUCGUGCAGUUCUCGGUAUCCAUCAACAAUCUGAAUAACUUAAGGGCACCUUUAACGAUGGUGAAAGUGCUGCUAAAACUGUUAAAAAUUGA